AUUAAAAAGCCACAUGACCUACUUCAGGAAAAAUGUGCUAUAGAAUUCAAAAUAUCCAAUUAUGUUCAAAAUAAAGACUUUUUACCAUGUAACUGUUCAAAGAUCAUUUUUGCCAAAGGUGAAUAUUCUUGGUCUCGUUAACAAAAAUAAUCAAUAUAUUCUGGGUUAUAUGUGGGUUUUUAACAAAGGAGCAGCUGAAGAAGUGUUGAUGUGAUGAAAGGAGGAUUACAGACGUCCGUGGAGCACCUUUACUUUCCGUCUAAUCUGAGUGGGAUGGAACGAGCCGGGACUCCUCCUCGCCAUCCCAUGGGCUCUGGGGACGGCGAGCGGCAGAACUUCACUCAUCAGCGAGGCUGAACCCAUGGCGCUGUUCCUGCACUCGGAUUUCCCUUUGAUCAAGCAGCAGAAGGACGUGGAGAUGUUUGGAGACCAGGAGGUCUGUAAAGAGGGUCUCAGCGGGGGGGCCGUGUCCCCUCAGGAGGCGGACAGAGGCGGCGCUUUGACGGAGGGUCAGAGGAAAAGGAAGAGGACAAUCUUCAGCCGAGCCCAGCUGUCGGAGCUGGAGCAGGCCUUUGCAGUGACUCCGUACCCCGACAUCACCCUCAGGGAGAGGCUGGCGGCGCACACACACUUACCUGAGAGUAAGAUACAGGUCUGGUUCCAGAACAGAAGAGCGAGGAGCAUUAAAACAAGCAGACUGAGCAGGCCCACCAAGUCUGAUGGAAGAGGUCCAUGUCUCCUGGAGCCUUCUGCUGGACUCGGGAGCUCCACCUACCCAGCUACAACCACCCUGGCAGAGAUAUUCAGGCAGGACCAGAACCAGUCCUGUGAAGAAAUGCCUCAAAUUUACUCUGAUUUGAUCCAAAUUUAUAGCAACCAGGUAUCGUACACCGCUCCAUCUUCUUCAUCGCUUCAUCAGCAGCCUGCACCAAAGCUCCUCCAAAGCUGCUCCAAAGGGUCAGAUGGGCACCGCUGGGAGGAGGAGCAGCAGCUGGGGCCGAGAUUCAGCCGCAUCAUUUCCGGAUCUUUUCCUCAGCCAAUCAGCAGGCAGGGUCACCACCAUCCCUCCACCCGCUCAUACCAGGCCUUCACCAACUUCAGGCCUCAGAGCCUGGCUCCGCCUGGGAACCAUCAGCCCGUGUACGGAGCCAGCGUUGGCGGUGGAGCUCACGCUUCAGCGGACCAAACUUCCCAUCAUCAACCAGUGUGCUGGGAGGUAGCCCAAGGGCAAGGCCACCACCACCACCACCAUCAUUCCCAAAUGGGACCUCAGACCUCAAUGGGAUACAUCUCCGAUCUGAUCUACAACGCCGCCAUCGUGACCAACUUUCUGGAGUUCUAAUACGGAACAAUAAGAACAUUUCUAACCACCAUGUUUUACUUCCAUCCUCUGUGUGGAAUGUGUUGAUGUUGUCUUUUAGUAGAGUAACAUAGAGACCGUUAUCCCUGCACGCCGUAGCUACUGUUGAUGUUUAGAAGGUAUCUUUGGUUUUACCUCUGUAGUUAUUCCUUAGGAUGGUCGUUACCAAGUAUUCCUGAACAACCGUUUGUCUUUAAGAUGCGGGUGGAGGAGAUAAUCUAAACCUAAAGACCGAAAGCAAAACCAGACCCCAGAAACGGGUUUAUACGGAGCAAAG
This is a messenger RNA of Cyprinodon tularosa, 1637 nucleotides long. RefSeq names its product homeobox protein SEBOX-like. NCBI's taxonomy places the organism in Eukaryota, Metazoa, Chordata, Actinopteri, Cyprinodontiformes, Cyprinodontidae. The transcript has 3 exons. The coding region runs from base 362 to 1342 and encodes 326 amino acids. Gene Ontology annotation, molecular function: DNA binding. The record is from RefSeq and is a predicted model, not a curated record.